AUGGACGUUCUCCAAAAAGAAGUGUACGAAGCCACGCCACCAGUGUCACGAAUCGCCGCCAAGGCAUCAGUCAAAAAACUCCUGCACCCCCCUUCACCAGCACCUUCAUCUUCAUUGGACCCACCAUCACGAGAAUUUUACGAGGGUUGUUAUGUUGUUGAACCAUGGAGUUCUACAUCACGAGGUACAUACGGGGGAGACUUGAUCUGUCAAGGGUUAAACGCAGCCUGGCAAUCAGUCAUCAAUCGAGCUGCACCAACCAGCAAUAAAACAAAUAACAGCAACGGAUCUAGCAAUGAUGGUGCUUCAUUCCAACCACAUUCAUUACACGCUUAUUUUGUCAGAGCCGGGUCAACUGAAAGUGUCAUGCGUUGGGAAGUUCUCAAAGUGAGCGACUCACGCAACUUUGCCAAUCGAUGCGUAUUGGGGUACCAAUCACACAAUAAUUCAUUAGUAGUCACAUUACAAGUAUCAUUCACCAAAGAUAACUGCCAAAUUGCCAAACAACGUCAAUUUGAACAACAAGUUGCGUCGGGAACCAUGCCCAAAAGUUGGCCCGUGGUUUUCAAACGACACCCAGGCCCGAUGUUUUAUCAGUAUCGUGAUAAUUUGCACCGAUUGGAUAUUAGAACUAGAUAUUAUGGUGGUCAUUUGACCCACGGGAUACCUCAGGAAUAUUAUGAACCAAGUGAUGACUUCAAUUUGGCAACUACUGGUGAUCAAGAACGGGGUUUUUUUGUCAAGAUUAAUGAUGACUUAGGAGCGAGAAUACCUAAUAAAGAUGAACGCGAUGGAGGUUAUGGGUCUAAUGCUAACGGUGGCGGUGUUGGUACUGAUGCUGGUGCUCCUUCUGCUACCGAAUUAAUUCGUCGUAAAUAUUUAGCAUUGGCGUACGCUAGUGAUGCAUUUUGGGCCGCUACUUGGAUCAAAGCAUUGGGAUUACCCAUGGGUACAACAACAGCAGCAAAUGUAAGUUUGGAUCAUACAUUGUAUUUCCAUGAUUCCAAUUUCGAACUCGGCAGAGCAACAAAGAGCACAGAUGACAGCAACGACAACAGUAAUAAUAGUAGCAACAGUGACAACAAUUGGCUUUAUUUAGAAACGCAAUUUGUAUCAAUGGGCAAUAAUCGAGUGUUGGCAAUUGUAAAUUUCUACACUUUGGCAAAUGAUGGCAAAUUGAUUGCUACUGUUGUGCAAGAAAUGUAUGGGUUUGUACCCAAGGAUGUGGCUGAUAAGUCGCGGCAAUUGCAUGAUAAGGUUGAUAAUAAGGGCAAGUUGAAAUCUGGAGUUGAUGCAAAGUUGUAG
Messenger RNA from Lodderomyces parapsilosis, 1305 nucleotides. RefSeq names its product acyl-CoA thioesterase. The record is from RefSeq and is a predicted model, not a curated record. The coding region runs from base 1 to 1305 and encodes 434 amino acids. Gene Ontology annotation, cellular component: peroxisomal matrix. NCBI's taxonomy places the organism in Eukaryota, Fungi, Ascomycota, Pichiomycetes, Serinales, Debaryomycetaceae. Gene Ontology annotation, molecular function: fatty acyl-CoA hydrolase activity. The transcript has a single exon. Gene Ontology annotation, biological process: acyl-CoA metabolic process; fatty acid catabolic process.